UAAACGGUCGCACACCUCUCUGCACUUCAGCUUUCAGCUGGCUGCUGGUCCGGAGCAAGCUGCUCAGAUCCGCUUUUUAAAUCCGCUUUUACACCUGAACGACGAUAAUAAUACUCCUACCCUCUCCAUUUAGCUUUCACCAUAAUUAAAACACUGCUCCCCUUUGCUCCGUUCAUCUCAACCACAGCAACGAGGAAACGCAUCCGAACUGAACUCUUCUCCCAUUUCAAAGGAAAAGAGUUGACAGGAGCUUCUCCAGAACCAGGACCUUAUGGAAACAAGAUGGAAGAAUUCCUCAUAUCUCUGAUGAAGUAGAGCCCCCACAAACAAACUCCCAUCCUCCAUUUCCUCUUCCCUCACUUUCAAAGGGUUGCAGAAUGGAUGAGCAAAGAUGCCCUCUCCCUCCUCCCCUCAAAACAGAAGAAGACUACAUUCCUUAUCCUAGUGUCCACGAGGUUUUGGGUCGCCAUAGUCCUUUUCCACUCAUUCUGCUGCCCCAGUUUGGAGGAUACUGGAUUGAAGGGACCAAUCAUGAACCUAAAGACCCACCAGAUGCUGAUCAACUUCCCUGUCCUUCCUCCUACAUUAAACUGGAGACAAACAGCACUGCCAAGAUCUACAGAAAACAUUUCAUGGGCAAGGAACAUUUUAAUUACUAUACCAUGGAUGCUGCCCUGGGUCACUUGGUCUUUUCAGUGAAGUAUGAUGUCAUUGGGGAUCAGGAGCAUCUGCGCUUGAUGCUACGCACAAAGCUAAAAACUUAUCAGGAUGUGAUUCCCAUCUCCUGCCUCACUGAGUUUCCCAAUGUGGUUCAGAUGGCAAAGCUUGUUUGUGAAGAAGUAAACGUAGAUAGGUUUUACCCUGUCCUCUAUCCAAAGGCGUCAAGGCUCAUUGUCACCUUUGAUGAGCACGUAAUCAGCAACAACUUCAAGUUUGGAGUCAUUUAUCAAAAGUUUGGCCAGACAUCAGAGGAGGAGCUGUUUGGAAAUAUGGAAGAAAGUCCUGCCUUUGUUGAGUUCUUGGAGUUUCUUGGAAAGAAGAUUGAGCUUCAUGACUUUAAAGGUUUCCGGGGUGGGCUUGAUGUCACUCAUGGACAGACGGGGACAGAAUCCGUCUACACAAGUUUCCAUAAUAAGGAGAUUAUGUUUCAUGUGUCCACCAAACUGCCUUACACAGAAGGAGACUCACAGCAGCUGCAGAGGAAAAGGCACAUAGGCAAUGACAUUGUAGCCAUCGUGUUCCAGGAGGAAAACACACCCUUUGUACCAGAUAUGAUCCAAUCCAACUUCCUGCAUGCAUAUGUAGUUGUGCAAGUGGAGAAUACAUGCUCAGGCAAUGUCACCUACAAGGUGUCUGUAACUGCCAGGGAUGAUGUACCUUUCUUUGGGCCUGCUCUACCUGACCCAGCCAUCUUCAAAAAGGGCCCUGAGUUCCACGAGUUCCUUUUCACCAAGCUCAUCAAUGCAGAAUACGCGUGCUACAAGGCUGAGAAGUUUGCCAAGCUUGAAGAGCGCACACGUUCGGCCCUGUUGGAAACAUUGUACGAGGAGCUGCACAUCAACAGUCAAUCCAUGAUGGGUCUGGGUGGAGACGAUGAUAAGCUGGAAAACGGGGGUGGAGGGGGAGGUGGCGGCUUCUUUGAAUCCUUUAAGCGGGUCAUCCGCAGCAGAAGCCAGUCUAUGGACGCCAUGGGCCUCAGUAACAAGAAGUCACACACAGUCUCAACUAGUCACAGUGGCAGCUUUACCCACAAUCCCGCAGAGAGCCCCAAAACCCCAGGGAUUUCAUUGCUUGUCCCAGGGAAAAGUCCCAGUAAAUAUGGACGUCGAGGCAGUGCCAUAGGGAUAGGAACAAUAGAAGAGUCUUUGAUCAUUCCUGGGAAAAGCCCAACCAGGAAAAAGUCUGGGCCCUUCAGCUCCCGUCGCAGUAGUGCCAUUGGCAUCGAGAACAUCCAGGAGGUUCAAGAGAGGAGCCGAGAGGUGUCGCCCAGCACCCAGAGGACACCAGACAGCAGCCAUUUGUCACAGGAAAACAAAUCGGACAACUCUUCCAAUCACAGCUCUCCAGAGUUUACUGCGACAAAGAACAGUUUGGCAAUGUCUUGCAGGGCACCUUCUAUCCCAGAGGCUCAGGACCUUUCUCGCUCCUCCUCCAAUGCCAGCAGCUUUACAAGUGUUGUGGAAGAGCACGAAGAGGAGGAAUACGACACUGGACUGGAAAGUGUAUCUUGUGUUACUCCCAUAAAAAGACACUCAUUUGUAUACAGCUCUGGGGUGGAGGACAGUUCAUGCAGCCAAGGAACUGUUCCAGCAGCUUCUCGUAUUCACCAACCACAGGAUGGAGUGAAGUCAUCAGAGCCAAAAGGGACAGACAGUCAGCCCAAGAUGGAGCGCCCCCAGCAGGAGCACAAGUUCUCAUCGAAUUGUUAGCCUCUCUCCUCUGAGCAUUAUAUUGAUGUCCAUCUUCAGCGUCCCCAUAAGUGGCAUUCCUUGGCAAAAAGAACAAGCCAAGAAGGGCAUGUGAAGUCCACAACUGAUGCAGCAAAGGAGCCCAUGGCAGCCAAACUGAUGGAACCUCCCUUGUAUGUUCGUCAUGGAUCUGCUGCUUAUCAUGACAGACACCCAGCUCCACGGACAUGUACUGACCUACAGCCCUUACUCCAUUCUCCAUGUGGAAACCUUGAGAGCUGAAGGCAAAGGAAGACAGACCUCCACACCCAUGCAGCAUCUUAACUGUCAUCUGUCAGCUGGCUUAGCACAGUGAAUUUGCUCACCUGACAAAUCUCCAGACCAGUAAGCUCUGAAACCCGAUUCUUACACAUCAUGAGUUCUCUUGGAAGGUCAUAAUGUGAAUAAGGAUUUUAAAUGUUGGUUGGAAAAAAAGCCAAGACUGAUCAAAAGUCAGUGUUUGUUUAGCUUGCACAGAGUUGCACUACAGAGUCUUUUUAUUUUGUUUGUUUUUUUAUGUCAGAUUCACAUCCCACUGUGAUAUUGUACAUAGGUUUAACUUUGAUGUACCAGGUGUGUGAGCUUUCUGUCAGGUUAUGUUUUGUGUUUUAUUGAUGAUAUUUUCCUUACUGGGUAUGUUGCUGUGGAUAUUUAUUGUUUUACAACAACUUUGUCCAAUUUGUUAGGGUGUGAUGUUAUUGCUGGUUGCUUAAAAAAUCCACCCUUCCUCAUGUGGAUGAAGAGGAAAAAUAUACUAGAAAAUGUGUGCAACAGAGAAAUUCUUGUAAAGAGGAUGGUCAAAUAAGGAAUUUUGAUGCAACAAAUAUGCAUCCUCAGUCCACACUUUCAGGUACUGCUGUUUAGACUUCUUCCUCCAAAUGCCGUCUAUCUCACACCCCACCUGUUGAUGUCUGUACUGUGCAUGGUGUAAAUCUGCUUGCCAAAACCCUCUUCUCUGCACACCGGUGCAAUGCUUGACAUAGUGUUGUCCCAGUGAUCUGUGUUUUUAUUGAGAACCAGCUAAUAUCGCCAAAUGCAGUGCACAUCGCUGAUAGUGAGACAAAUGUCACCUUUAUUUGUAAAGCGUAAUAUAUGUAUUUGACCUAGGUAAGCACUACACCGUUACUCCCAAACGCUGUCCUUUUUGAAGAACAUGAUUUGUUGAUGAAUGAUUUACACUGUGACUUGUCUUGAAGUUGCCUUUCUGAUCGUGUUACUGAAGCUGCUUUCAGAGGUCAUGUUUAAAGGCAUCGUGUUGCCAAAUGGCUUGAAUGUAAAACUGAGCAGACAUGGAUUUAUUUGAACAUUUAUGCUGCUGUGAAUGGUGAUACUCUUUCAGUUCUUGACUGCAGUGAGUGCACCUUUACAGGGGAGAAAAGGUUUUGGUUUUUUUAUUUAGUGUUUUAAUUUUUAUUAUAAAGGAAAGAAGUGAUACAUGGACUCAUUUUCAGUAAUUUGACUGAAGUACAUUUUUAUUGUCAAGUAAGUAAAUGAUGUAAAAUACAAAAAGUUAGACCCCUAGACCCAAUGCAAAACACCCUGCAGUGUAAACUGUAUUAAGAUGGCAUAGAUAAAUAAACAUAAAUCAGUUGAGACAUUUUUAGUCACAGUAACAAGAAAGGGUUACUGUCUUUUAAAUUGAGUUUUGGAGGAAAUAAAUUUGUUCUUCUCUCAAAUUGUUAUAUUGGGACAUGAAAAUACUUGAGUUGAUGAAGUCUGCCCUCUUGUGGCUCUGUAAUAUUAUUGCACAUUGUUAUGUGGUACCGUUUAUCUAUUUGUGCUUGUACUGUAUGCCAGUGGCCAAGAACCACUUCAACACUGGGAGAAAAUCUUCUAUGUGCUUGAUUCAAAUGAUUGUAUUUCUGUUUCUGUUUUAUUUUAGUUUGUUUUUUUAAUUGUUUGCUUUAACCCUUGUUCAAAAUAUUUGUUUGUAAAUAUCGCUUUUCAUCUUUUUUUGUAAAUGAAGCCAACAAAAAUGAUUAUUAAAGAUAAAGAUGCACACCAA
Messenger RNA from Melanotaenia boesemani (Boeseman's rainbowfish), 4452 nucleotides. It is a transcript of the gene rap1gapb, whose product is annotated as RAP1 GTPase activating protein b. Gene Ontology annotation, molecular function: GTPase activator activity. The record is from RefSeq and is a predicted model, not a curated record. The transcript has 25 exons. NCBI's taxonomy places the organism in Eukaryota, Metazoa, Chordata, Actinopteri, Atheriniformes, Melanotaeniidae. Gene Ontology annotation, biological process: regulation of small GTPase mediated signal transduction; activation of GTPase activity. Bases 378 to 2429 code for a protein of 683 amino acids. Gene Ontology annotation, cellular component: cytoplasm.